UGUCAAUUACCUAUCAACUUUGAUUUGAUUCGGACGUCCAGUUUUAUUUUGCAAAAUAAUUUGUUGAAAUUCACUGCAAGUAGUGAAGUUGCUUGUUAAUUGUAAUUAAAAAAAAUUAUAUAUAUAGCUACUUACUAUCACUAAGCACUCGCUUUUAAUCAGUUUCUAUUAAAACAAAAUGGCUAAGACAAGAGUUUAUGUUAUUGGAGUUGGUAUGACCAAGUUCGAAAAGCCAGGAAAACGCGCCGAUGUUUGCUACCCAGAUAUGGCCAAAGAGGCUGUCACAAAAGCCCUAGCAGAUGCCAAAAUAAGCUACAACGAAGUGCAGCAAGCUUGUGUUGGUUAUGUUUAUGGCGAUUCAACCUGUGGACAACGUGCAGUUUACGAAGUUGGCAUGACUGGAAUUCCUGUCUAUAAUGUAAACAACAAUUGCUCAACCGGAUCAAGUGCUCUUUUCUUGGCAAAACAAAUUGUUGAGUCUGGCAACGUCGAUUGUGUUCUUGCAUUGGGCUUCGAGAAAAUGGAAAAGGGAUCACUUUCAUCAAAGUUUUUUGAUCGAGUCAAUCCAAUGGAAAAGCAUGUUGAGUUAAUGAGUAAUCUUGUUGAUAUUGAAGCUGCACCUAUGGCGGCACAAAUAUUUGGAAAUGCCGGUUUGGAGCAUAUGAAAUUAUACGGAACCAAGCCUGAACAUUUUGCAAAAAUCGCAUGGAAAAACCAUAAACAUUCUGUUAAUAAUCCCUACUCACAAUUCCGUGAUGAAUACACUUUAGAUCAAAUCUUAAAGUCGCCAAAAAUCCAUGGAGUUCUCACUAAGCUUCAAUGCUGUCCCACGAGUGAUGGAUCAGCUGCUGCAAUUAUUGCAUCAGAAGCCUUCGUUCGUCGUCAUGGUCUGGAAGCUCAGGCUGUUGAAAUAGUUGGAAUGGAAAUGGCCACUGACCCCGAGUCAAGUUUCAGUGACAAGAGCCUGAUGAAAAUAGCUGGUUACGAUAUGACUAAACUUGCUGCAGAACGUUUAUUCGCUAAGUCUCCUUACAAACCUCAAGACGUUGACGUUGUUGAGUUGCAUGAUUGUUUUUCUGCCAACGAACUGAUAACUUAUGAAGCCCUUGGCUUGUGUGCACCUGGAAAGGCUGGCGAAAUGAUCGAUAACGGUGACAAUACAUAUGGCGGAAAGUAUGUUAUAAAUCCUAGUGGUGGAUUGAUCUCAAAGGGUCAUCCAUUGGGUGCUACAGGUUUGGCUCAGUGUUCUGAGAUUGUCUGGCAACUGAGAGGCCAAGCUGAAAAACGUCAAGUACCAAAUGCAAAGAUUGGUCUUCAACACAAUCUUGGCUUAGGCGGGGCAGUUGUAUUGGGCUUGUAUCGUUUGGGCUUUCCAAAUGCAAUCAAGAAAGUUUCACAAAACUUAACUAGUGCCAGUAACCUGGCAGACUCUCCCGAAGGAUUCAAAGUUGCUCCUUUGUUGAAGAUACUCGAACAAGCCAUGUUAGAAGACACUGAUAAUCUGAUUGAAAAAGUUCGAGCAAUAUACGGAUUUAAGGUGACAAAUGGACCUAAUGGAAAAACUGGUUUCUGGAUAAUCAAUGCUAAAGAGGGGAAAGGAAAAAUUACUUUCAACGGAACAGAUAAACCAAAUAUAACUUUCAUUGUGGCUGAUGAAGAUGUGACUGAUUUAAUAUCUGGUAAACUACCUCCUCAAAAAGCAUUCUUCCAAGGCAAAGUCAAAAUUCAAGGAAAUAUGGGCUUGGCUAUGAAACUAAUGGAUUUGCAACGAAACGCCCAAAGUCGUAUUGAUGUUUUGCGAGCAAAAUUGUAGAUUUGUUUUUGCUUCUUUAUGCAUUUCCAAAAGUUUUAUUGGGGAUCCUGGUUAAUAUUGUAUAUUUUUUAUCUUUUAGCUUUAAAGUAAAGUCGGUGAGAAUGAUUCCAUAGUCAAGUUUGGCAGAUAUUUUUGUACUGUUGAAAUUGUGUUAUAUAUUAGGAGAAAUAAAAAAAAUAAAUUGGUUAUUUGUUAA
This is a messenger RNA of Episyrphus balteatus (marmalade hoverfly), 2009 nucleotides long. RefSeq names its product sterol carrier protein 2 (gene ScpX). The transcript has 5 exons. Lineage: Eukaryota; Metazoa; Arthropoda; Insecta; Diptera; Syrphidae. The coding region runs from base 179 to 1813 and encodes 544 amino acids. The record is from RefSeq and is a predicted model, not a curated record. Gene Ontology annotation, molecular function: acyltransferase activity, transferring groups other than amino-acyl groups.